This is a messenger RNA of Neltuma alba, 1718 nucleotides long. Its product is annotated as high mobility group B protein 15. Gene Ontology annotation, molecular function: DNA binding. The record is from RefSeq and is a predicted model, not a curated record. The coding region runs from base 185 to 1477 and encodes 430 amino acids. Lineage: Eukaryota; Viridiplantae; Streptophyta; Magnoliopsida; Fabales; Fabaceae. The transcript is spliced from 7 exons.
UCUUUAUUUCUUUAUCAUAUUUUCUUAUCGUUGUCCUCCAUGAGCGUGGCGUGGGAGGCCAGACAAAUGUGAUUUGAAAUUUCAGGAAGCGGGUCUUCAAGAAAAGGCUACAACUGGCAAUAUUGGCAUUUGGAUAGGGAAACACUGAAGUGAAGGGCAAGGUUACUAAAGAAAAGCGUUCCAAAUGGCAUCAACAUCGGAUGCCUCCAAGACUUCAUUCCCUGUGACAGAGGCAGCUUCGAACUUCUAUCUGUAUCCUGCUCCUCUUGCAAAAUUUGAUGAUAUCGCGGGUGAUCCCAGGCUCUUUUUGUACACAUUGGAGAAGCUCAACAAUCGUCUGGGUUCCAAGUUCAUGAUACCCAUUAUAGGGGGAAAAGAACUAGAUUUGCAUCGGCUUUUCUUGCAAGUGACUUCUCGUGGAGGCAUUGAGAAAAUUAUAAGGGAGAGAAGAUGGAAAGAAAUAACUGCUCUUUUCAAAUUUCCAUCUACAGCUACAAAUGCUUCUUUUGUGUUGCGGAAGUACUAUGGUCAAUUGCUUUACCACUAUGAACAAUUAUACUAUUUGAAGGCCCCAGGAUGGACCCAUAUACCUUCUGAUGCUUUGCAGAGUUCAUUGCAUGUUCCAGUUCCUACAAGAAUACAGCCGAUUUUGCAUCCCCCAGUUAAUGCCUCUGAAUUGCCUGAAGCAACUUCAGCUUCUUCUGCAGGGACUCCAGUGAUUGGGGUGAUUGAUGGAAAAUUCGAAAGUGGGUAUCUUGUUACUGUCACACUGGGUUCAGAGAAACUUAAAGGUGUGCUAUAUCAGGCUCCACAAAACCCUGCGUUGCCAACAAUGCUGCAACAUAGUAGUGUUCCAGUUAAUUACAGCAAUACCUCAUCAGCUGCUUUGGGUGUCCAUCGUCACCGACGUAAGAAAUCUGAGAUAAAAAAGAGAGAUCCUGAUCAUCCUAAACCUAAUCGAAGCGGAUACAAUUUCUUCUUUGCAGAGCAGCAUGCAAGAUUGAAACCGCAUCACCAUGGGAAGGACCGAGAAAUCAGUAAGAUAAUUGGUGAGCUCUGGAACAAAUUAAUAGAGCCAGAGAAAGCAGUUUAUCAAGAGAAGGCUCUUAAGGAUAAAGAGAGGUAUCAAGCUGAAAUGGAGAAUUAUAGGGAGAAACUGAAAACAGGCCAGGGUAUAGGUGAUGCUGUGCCGCUACAACAACAAAUUCCUGAUAAGGAUAUGAUGGAUGCCGACUUGAAAGUGGAUGAAUCUGAGGGAGUAGAAUUUCCUCAGACACCAGCUGAGAGCAGUUCUAGUGAAAGUGGCUGCGAAGUUGAUAAAGGUACAGAGCAUAAUUUGGACGUGAAUGCAUCUCCUGGAAUGAUAGGAGUGGGUGCUGAAUCUAGCUAUCUGGGUGGGAGAAACCAUCGAAGGAGAAAGAAGGGAAUGAUGAUGGAGAUCAACAUGCUCAAAAGAUGGAUGAGAGCUCAAGCAUGAUGGCUAUGCAGUAAAGAGUGGAGCAAAGGAACGAAGAAUCUUCAAGAAUUUUUGAUAUGGCUGAAAAUCCCAGGCUUAAUAUAGGUUAGAUUGCCGAAAAUGAAUUAGGAUGUUACAACUUGUGGUAUUGUGUUUUCAAGAAUGUUUACGAUGCUCGUAUGGGCGUCAUUUUGCUGUAAAUUUAGCACGCUGCUAUAGACAUUCGCUAAUGAAGCAAUGGGUACUGGAGGAUUUUUUGUUA